Molecule: messenger RNA, 1983 nt
Organism: Amphibalanus amphitrite
Lineage: Eukaryota; Metazoa; Arthropoda; Thecostraca; Balanomorpha; Balanidae
Product: vacuolar protein-sorting-associated protein 36-like
Exons: 2
Coding region: 252-1403 (383 amino acids)
Biological process (GO): protein transport to vacuole involved in ubiquitin-dependent protein catabolic process via the multivesicular body sorting pathway
Cellular component (GO): late endosome membrane; ESCRT II complex
Molecular function (GO): ubiquitin binding; phosphatidylinositol-3-phosphate binding
Source: RefSeq, a predicted model, not a curated record
ACAAGUUCCGUUUGUUGCGGAUAUAAUUUUGCUGAAGGCUCAUGUCAUAAUUGCUUAUUUUUAAUUAUAUUUUAUUCAUUUUACUUCUUUGUGAGAAGUGAUAAUGACCAAUUAUAUAUAGUAAUAUUAUGAAAGGAAGACCGAAGAAAUUGUUUGUUUGAGCUGUCUAAAGUCAGCUUUGCAAGACAGGGGAAGAUAACCUUGAGCACUUUUUGCUGAUACUCACAACAUUGAAGUUGCUGUAGAAGAAAAUGGAUCGUUUUGAAUGGAGUGAUGGAACCCUUCUCUUUGCUGAAACAGAAGUGUAUCAACAAAAGAACAUUCAACUCUAUGAUGGUGACAAUAAGACAGACUUUGAGGGUGGUCAUUUGACUUUGACAACACAUCGGCUUCUUUGGCGUAACGCAAAUGGAUCAUGUUUGGCGCUGCCGCUCAAAUACAUUGUCCUUGCUGAGAAAGAGGACCACACAUUCUUCCAUAGUGACAAGAUAGUGGCGCACCUAUCUGCCCCGGCGCCCGGCCGACCGGCGGGUCCCGUCAACCGCAGCAGCCACAGCCACAUCAAGCUGUCGUUCCGCUCGGGUGGCAUGCACGAGAUGUUCUCGCGCCUGAAGGAGACCAUGUCUCGGGAGGAGUGGGUGAAGACGGGUAGCUUGUCGGCCGGCACGUCCGGUGACAAGCGCGGCUACCGCGCCGGCAUCGUCGGCAUCGAGAAGAAGCUGGUGGCCGAGCAGCAGCAGCAGAACCGGAGCAUCUCGGAGGCGUUCCGCGACCUCACCAACCUGAUGGAGGCCGCCCGCGAGAUGGUGGCGCUCAGCCGCCAGAUCUCGGCCAAAAUCACCGAGAAACAGGGCGGCAUCAGCGAGGACGAGACGGUGCGCUUCCAGUCCCAGCUGCUCAGUCUGGGCGUGGACGACCCGGUGACGCGGGGCACGCACGGCUCCGGCGACCGCUACCACGCCGAGCUAGCGCGCCAGCUGGCCACCAUGCUGGAGGCGCCAGCGCGCCAGGCCGGCGGCAUGCUCACCCUGACGGACGCCUACUGCCGCGUGAACCGGGCGCGCGGCCUGGAGCUCAUCUCGCCGGAGGACCUGCUGUCGGCGGGCCGUCAGAUGACGCGGCUGGCGCUGCCGCUGCGGCUGCACGAGCUGCCGUCGGGCGUGCGGCUGCUGCAGCUGGCAGAGCUGGACCAGGACGCGGUGGCCGAGAGCACGCGCCGCCUGCUGGCCCAGCGCGGCACGCUGACCGCCCAGCAGCUGGCCGCGCUGGCCGGCGUCUCCGUGCUGCUGGCCAAACAGCGCCUCCUCUACCUGGAGACCAAGGGCGGCGCGUGUCGCGACGAGUCCAUCCAGGGACUGGUCUUCUACCCUAAUCGCUUCCUGGAGGAGGCCCAGGCGGAUUAGUGCGUGGUGAUGAUAGGUGUUCAGAGGAAAUGUUGAUGGAACAGAUGCCUUUUGUGCUCUGGGACUAUUUCAAUGGUGUGCGAUAGCGUCGUACGAUAAGUUUUAUUGUUGAUUUUGUAUGAAUUACUGUUCGAGGAUUCCCGAGCAUAUUAUUUUGAAUGUCGUCCAUACUCAAUUAGUUUUGCAAGUGUGUGAACUCGAUGGUCAUGUACGACUAAUUUAAACCUGCCCUUCUUCACUCUUCUGCGUCAGACUCGACUGGUAAAGGCGUAUGUAAAUGAUGUUAUUGCUCAUGUCAUUGCGGUGUUCACUGGCGUGCCUCUUUCCCGGUUGAUGUGAGAUAGGAUUCCACGUGAGAUGUACUAUGUAGGGCUUAUAAUUGCUUUGCUUUCUAGUGAUGUUCCUGCAUCUGAAAGUCAAGGUGUGAAUUUCAGUUUUUUUUCAGACCUCUCUUGCUCGCGUGUCAAUGCGAUUGAGUACGAGUUCUUAUCAAAGUUGAUUGACCAACUAUACCAUGAGAGCGUCGUGUUUCGUUGGCUUAAUCGCUGGAAAAUGUAACAAAUAUAUCAGGAAAGGAUUC